Molecule: messenger RNA, 2436 nt
Organism: Closterium sp. Yama58-4
Lineage: Eukaryota; Viridiplantae; Streptophyta; Zygnematophyceae; Desmidiales; Closteriaceae
Source: the annotation of a GenBank genome assembly
AUGGCGCCAUCUGGAUCGACCCCCCCUCCCCCUCCCCUGAGCCAACCCUCGUCGGUUCCUCCGCUCGCUGCGCUCGCGCUUCCGCAUCUCACCGCGGCGGGCCUUCCCCCACAGCGCGCCGAGCCGUUCCUCCGCGCCCUCACCGCCCUGCUCCACUCCUGCGCAGUAAACGGCCUCUCAAUUCCCGCCACGUGGCAGCAUGUGGCGCGUUCGCUGCUGCGGCCCGACGUGCCGUUCCCCGUGCACGAGCUUCUCUACGCGUCCGCCUUCGCCACGUGGCGCGAGCGCGCGCUCGGACCGCCGCCAGUGUGGACGCCGACGCGGGAGGAGGCGCGGCAAACCAAUUUAGGCCGCCUUCUGGAUAGCAGCGAGGGCAGGAAGCUUCUCGGAAAGCCCGCCCACGGGCCUGUAGACCUGCCGGGUGACUUCCUGCUGUUGCAGCGACUCUCGUACGACCGACCAGAGCUGUACUGGCCAAUCGUUCUCCGCCACCUGGGCAUCAUCUUCCACAAGCCCCCUCAGAAGAUCUUUUCCCUGCCCGAGGAUCCCAAGGAACGCCUUCAGCUGCCCGGAGGGCGCUGCUCGGUCGCCCAGUCCCUGCAAGCACGUGGCAUCGGCCCAGGCGACCCUGUGGCACUGGCGCUGCCCAUGACGGUGCACUCCCUGGCGGCCUACCUGGGCGUGCUGCUGAUUGGUGCAGCCGUGGUGUCCAUCGCUGACAGCUUCUCUGCUCGCGAGAUCGCUGCUCGUUUGAAGAUUGCCAGGGCCAAGGCCAUUGUCACACAGGACUUCAUUCCACGUGGCGGAAAGCUGCUGCCACUCUACACCCGGGUGGUGGACGCGGGUGCGCCGCCCGCCAUUGUGCUGCCAGCCACUGAGGGAGCGCCACGUGUCGCGUUGAGAGAGGGCGACGUGUGGUGGAGCAGCUUCCUGGCUGAGGGGCAGCAGAGAGCAACAGAGAGAGGCACCAGCAGCGUGCCAUGUGUCAGCAUGCCAGUGGACGCCACUAUCAACAUUCUUUUCUCCUCCGGCACCACUGGCACCCCCAAGGCCAUCCCAUGGUCAGCCCUGUCAGCCAUCAAGGCUGCUGCAGAUGCCUGGGCGCACCACGACCUCAGGGGCAUGCGGCGCUCCACACAGGGGGCAGAGGGGAGUGAGAGGGAGCGACAUGGCAAUUCACAGCAGCAGCAGCAGCAGCGGCAGCAACAUAAGCGGGUGGUGGGAGGCGACGUGGUGUGCUGGCCAACGAGUCUGGGGUGGAUGAUGGGCCCGUGGCUGCUCUUCGCCGCUCUGCUCAACCGCGCCACUAUCGCUCUCUUCAAUGGCUCGCCUCUCACCCAAGGAUUCGCUCGCUUCGUGCAGGACGCGCGCGUGACGGUGCUGGGGGUGGUGCCCAGCCUCGUGCGCUCCUGGAAGGCUUCAGGCUGCACCAACGGCUGUGAUUGGUCACACAUUCGUGUCUUCUCCUCCACAGGAGAGGCCUCGCUGCCAUCGGACUACCUGUGGCUCAUGGCACGCGCCUGCUACCGAGCGCCCGUGCUGGAGUACUGCGGGGGCACUGAGAUCGCCGGGGCCUUCCUCACCGCCUCCCUGCUGCAGUCCCAGGCGCUCUCCUGCUUCAGCACCCCCGCCAUGGGGUGCAGAGCGGUGCUGCUGGGUGCGGAGGGGGACGGGGGUGAGGGAGUGGAAGGGGGUAGUGGUGGGGGAGCGAGAGUGGUGGAUCCUGGGGAGUGGAGGAAGGGAGGUGGCGGGGGUGCUGGUGGAAUGGAGGGCGGGGAUUGGCUCAUGGGGGAGUGUGCGCUCAUGCCUCGCAUGCUGGGAGCUUCGUGGAAGCUUCUGAACGCGGAUCACUACAGGGUCUACUUUGAAGGCAUGCCGGAGUUUCACGGCCAGGUGCGCCCCCAACCCAGGUGCGCCCCCAACCCAGCCGUAUUUUCUCACCACCACAUGCCCCCAUCACCACAUGCCCCCAUCAACCCAUGCACUCAUCACCCCACCACCCAUCCCUUGUGCUUCCCCCCCCAGCGGCUGCGGCGGCAUGGGGAUGCGGUGGAGUGGGGGGCGGGGGGCUACUGGCGCGCACACGGCCGCACCGACGACACCAUGAACCUCGGCGGCGUCAAGGUGGGGUCGGUGGAGGUGGAGCGGGUGUGCAACACAGCCCACCCUGCCGUGUCAGAGACAGCAGCCAUUGGCGUCGCGCCACAGGAUGAUCUGAGGAAGGUGUUUUCUGCUGCUCUCCAGGCCCAGCUGAAUCCGCUCUUCAAGGUGGCAGCUGUGUGGGUGGUGCCAUCGCUCCCCCGCAAUGCAUCCAACAAGGUCAUGCGCCGUGUGCUGCGAGACCACUUCACCCAAAGCCAUCCCACCAUGCCUGCCACCACGCCUCCACCUCGGGGGCUUGUUGGAACAGAGGGCCGCCCUACCUCUCGCCUUUAA